CAAAGCUGGGGAGCGUAACACAACGGCAAUCUGUCACCUAUCCGCAGAUUGCCUCACUGUUCUCGGUUUGUCUUGAGCUAUGGUCCGGAGGAAUGGAGAAACAUGGACGUGACGGAGUGAUACGACAGAGGACGCGCACGGAUUCGGAGUGGAAUUAUAACAGUCCCCGCCGCGGUGCUCUUCUCCCCUGCCUUCCCGUGUAACACCGUUCCCUGGAUGUGACGGAGGGACGUUCCAGUAAUAUUCGUAGCCGGACGAGAAGACGACGGGGCGGCCUGAAAUUGAGCAAACGUCGCUGGCAGUGGAGCUCACCAGGGCUCAUGUGAGAGGAGGCCAUGGGAAGUCAGGGCAGCCCGGUGAAAAGCUACGACUACCUGCUCAAGUUCCUGCUGGUAGGCGAUAGCGACGUGGGCAAGGGGGAGAUCUUGGACAGCCUGCAGGACGGCUCGGCUGAAUCGCCCUACGCAUACAGCAGCGGCAUCGACUAUAAGACCACCACCAUUCUUCUGGAUGGCAGGAGGGUGAAGCUGGAGCUUUGGGACACAUCAGGACAGGGACGUUUCUGCACCAUUUUCCGCUCCUACUCGCGCGGCGCUCAGGGUAUCCUGCUGGUGUACGACAUCACCAACCGUUGGUCCUUUGACGGCAUCGACCGGUGGAUCAGAGAGAUUGACGAGCACGCGCCUGGCGUUCCGCGCAUCCUGGUGGGCAACCGCCUGCACCUGGCCUUCAAGCGGCAGGUGCCCACCGAGCAGGCGCGGGCCUACGCCGAGAAGAACGGCAUGACCUUCUUCGAGGUGAGCCCACUGUGCAACUUCAACGUCAUCGAGUCCUUCACCGAGCUGUCGCGCAUCGUCCUCAUGCGCCACGGCAUGGAGAAGUUCUGGAAGCCCAACCGAGUGUUCAGCCUGCAGGACCUGUGCUGCCGGGCCAUCGUGUCGUGCACGCCGGUCCACCUCAUCGACAAGCUGCCGCUCCCCGUGGCCAUCAAGUCCCACCUCAAGUCUUUCUCUAUGGCCAACGGCAUGAACGCCGUCAUGAUGCACGGACGCUCGUACUCGCUGGCCAACCCGGCCGGCGGCUCCAAGGGCAACAGCCUCAAGCGCUCCAAGUCCAUCCGGCCCCCGCAAAGCCCCCCACAGAACUGCACGCGCAGCAACUGCAAGAUCUCCUAACUGCUACUUCCCACCCCCCACCACCCCCCCGGGGAACAACAGCCAGCGGGGUGAUCGACUGGCCGGCCGGGGAAGCGUUGACGCUGGUCAGGGCGCAGUCCCAGGAGAAGGAGUCCAAGAUUUUUGAGUGCCCCGCUGCUACUACCGAAACCACGAGUCACGUGAGAGACAAACAAUGAGUUUUCUCUUCCUCUAUAGACAGAGACACUCAUGAAGUGUCUCUGUAUUUUUUUACCUUUUAUUUUUUGUCUUCACAAGUCAUCUUUUCUUGAUUCUCAAGCUCAAUAAGCUACAAGUUGGCACACUUUGGAAAUGGCCUCCCACACUAGCACAUUUUGGCCUCUCUCACACACACACACAAGUAUUUUCAUGCGCUCUUGGAACACUCUCCGGACUGGCGACACACGCACACGCGUACACGUUCCUCUUUAAAACAACCGUCGUCACAUACAGAAAAACGGAGAGAGAAAAAACGUGUGCUGAAUUUGACUCCGUUUUAUUUCAUCAAGUGUCUCAGAGUCUAUUUUUUUCGGUAGAUGUAGCAUCUUCUGAAAAAGAUUUUCUGGAUCCAGAUGAUUUUAUUGCGUUCAACCACUUGAUGAAAUAAAAUGGAGUGAAUUCAACACCCCGUCACACACACUGUACACGCCACACGCACUCCAUCUCCAUUCAUCUCAUCACACACGGUUCACAUUGACAUGCUCCUCACUCACUCCUCUGCCACCAUCUCAUACACUCGACACACACUCAAUGCACACUUGCGUAAUCGCCUCGGAAGCUCGUACACUCCUCACAUACUGGAGCGCCUCAUUGUACUUUCCUUCGCACAUCAACAGGCGGCUGUCUUGCGAUUGGAGCUAACGCAACGAGUCCCGGCGUGCUCCAGGUGACUAGCAGACUUUGUUAGCGUGUCUGAAAAUGGAAUGAUCGGAUACAUCAAACCUGGUUUUUGUUCUGUGCAUCACCCGCUUGUUGGCGUGAAAAGUAAUUGUUUAAGGUCCCUCACACUUGGAUCUAACUUGACACUAGCGAAGGACUCUUUUCCUUGAUUUCUCUUCAUUUUGUACACUUGGACUUGCCUACUACUACUAGCACGCGGGCUCCAUUUUAGAUCACAACACUUGGCUCCCGUUCGUCCCACGUGGCUUCCUCCCUCUUCCAAUUAUGGCUCAUAUGAUCUCAUGUCAAGGGAGCGAAAGACGUAUGGGGUUGUCCUCGUGUGACGGAUUUCGAAAUGUGUUACGUGAAGAUGCCUUUCAGCCACAUGAAAUUUUUACUACGGCAUUUAAAAAAACAACACAUCUCACCAGGGACCCGAUCCGCUUGGAAGGAUGUCAUUAGCCGUCAUAUUGUGUUUUUAAAAUAUUUAUAUUACGGUGUCAGCCACAGUUACAUUGACACGGUUAUCGGUUGAUGUGGGAUGGCUGCAGUCCUGCUACGCACAAGUUCAGCAUCCGUCAGCCAAAAUGUCGAUCAUUGUUCUCCAAAGUCAAAACGGAUGUUUGCAAAAGACUUAUUUUGAUUCUGCUUUUGGGGGUUAUUUAUUUGAGGCUCAAAUUCUGAGGAUUUUACGGUUUGCUCUUCAUGAUUAAUCCAUGAUCCAAAAAGUUUUGAAGUAGUUUGAUCAUUGAUUAGUUGCAAAAUAAAAAUAGUUGCACUUCACUCUUGAUGAGUAGUAGAUGAAUCCGCGAUAAUGUCCACUCUAUAAAUGGCCCUACAGAGUAUUUGGGGAGGAUGCCACGGAUCGUUUCAGCUUAAGCAUCAACAAUCUAAAAAUCCCUGCGUAACAAACGUCUGAAUGAUUGUGAAUGCAGCUAGACCCUUCUGAUGUCGGCCUCGCCGCCUCCUCCAUGCGCCAUCCCAUGAUUCAUUGCUGCUGAAUAAUGAACACUCCUCAGGGAGGCGUCUUCAUCUUCUUCUUUGAGGUGCGCUUUCAUCUUCCCCCUUUCCACAGCUCACACUGUUUCUCACUUUUGCCGCCAUUUUUUUCCCCCCACAACGUCGCCACCUCAUUUUCCUUUCCCAACUCAGUUUCUCUUCUCAUAAACGCCAGCGUGAAGAGUUCAAAUCAGUAUUUUAUCACGUGUAUUUUGCUUUUUAUGGGAAGUGUUUUUCGUCUAUUCAGGGCACGUGUCAAACUCAAGGCCCCGGGAGAUGCAUUUUUUUGUGGCCUACUAAGGCAAAUCACGUGUGUCAAAUUCAUGUUUUUUCGCUAAAUCAAUUUGUUCUUUCUCGUUUGGGUCUAAAAUCUGGACGGCAAAAUGCCAUUUUUAAUCUCGUUUUUACAGAUGUUAGAAUUUGCAAUCGCCGAACCACUACUGUGCAGGGGCUCACUUUCAUAACUAUAAAAUGCAGCAGCAAUUGUGUGUGCGCAACAUACACUUGGUAUCAUUUUACAGUCAUGAAAUGUGUUUGACACACACGAUUUUGUGAUCAGAAAACAUACUUCAAUUCUUUUUUCUUGUCAUUUUAUGUUCAUUUUACACCAAAUUCAUCUCCAAACUAUCAUCCCACUGGCUUGUGUGGAAGAGUGUUACAUCAAUUUUGGAACAAAUCUGAUGAAAAUCAGCAUUUUUUCCCCCCUCCCGCUGCACUGGCUUUGUUGGUGUGGCCUGAAGCUGUAAUCCUGCACUGAGAAUGUUCUUGGCACAAGUGUCCGGCGUGUGGUGGAUUUUCAUGUUUGGAACGACACUCCUGUUGUUGGGAAUGUGUUUCCUUCCUUCCUGCCAGCCCUUGCUACUGCUUUUUCACCCGUGGCACUCUGAAAAUCCGACAACAUGCACAAAAAUGAGAGAAAAACAUAUCUGCAGAUCGUUAAUGUACUAUUUUAUUUUCUACCUGUGACAUAAAACAACCACUUUUUGGAGUCAUUUGUGUUGUUUUAUAUCUUCUCUGAUAGAGGUCCUGACUCUGGAUGAAGUGUAAGAUAAAACUCGAGCAGCAAAUGGAACAAAUGUUUGUGUGCCACUUGAGUUUUUCAAAUUGGACUCAGUAUUGUUGCCAAGAAUUCAAGAAGAGGUUUUCCUCUCUGUGAUGUGCUGGAAAAGAAAGAUGCGUUGUACUUGCUGACUAAUGGACUAAAAACGUGUUUUUGUUUAUUUUUUGCGUGUGCACGACCUCUUAAAUGAUUUCAGAAAAGGAUGCAUGAUAGGAAAUCUUCAGGGGAUGCCCUCUGAUUGGCCUUAUUGGCUUUGUGUAAAGAAGCAGUCUUGUAAAAUGGACUUAAAAAUACAUUUAAACACUAUUCUAGGAGUUGAAGGCUGCUGCAUCUGAGGUGUGAGUAUGUGUGUCUGAGUAAUAAGCUGAAAUAUUUUUCCUCUUUUUAAAUUAUUGAUUGUACAGUUUCAACGCUGUGAGGGUUUGAAGAGACUUUUUCACAAAUAAACAGUUGAAUGUUCAAGUUAA
Molecule: messenger RNA, 4580 nt
Organism: Hippocampus zosterae (dwarf seahorse)
Lineage: Eukaryota; Metazoa; Chordata; Actinopteri; Syngnathiformes; Syngnathidae
Gene: rab40c
Product: RAB40c, member RAS oncogene family
Exons: 7
Coding region: 336-1175 (279 amino acids)
Biological process (GO): protein localization to plasma membrane; intracellular signal transduction
Cellular component (GO): plasma membrane; synaptic vesicle; endosome
Molecular function (GO): GTPase activity; GTP binding
Source: RefSeq, a predicted model, not a curated record